Amoebophrya sp. A25 is the source of this 1216-nucleotide messenger RNA. The record is from the annotation of a GenBank genome assembly. Lineage: Eukaryota; Dinophyceae; Syndiniales; Amoebophryaceae.
AUGGUUCGGGUAACUUUUAAAAACGGGUGUGGACCACGAGAAUACUUUUCGACCGACGAAGGGAGCCGCCUUGAGGCAUUGGCGCAGAACAUAACAGGAGGAGACACUGAGUCUGCACUGUGGCCACCAGAGGAGCGUCGUAAGCAUGGAAGGCAAAGUGAAGAAGCGAGCACGAGCAGAGAAGUGCUGGGCUUUCUCCAAGAUCACAGUCAAUUUGGUCUUGCUCGAUUCUGGAGCUCCAUCAACGUGUACGUGCUCAGUCGCAGUUAUAGUCUGGCAGUUCGAAGGCGACAAAAAGAAAAAAGGUAAGGCUCAGCCUAUCCGAAAUCCGUAUAAUACUGACCUAGUUAGGACAUCAUGCUCAUUCAUCUUGCAGAUCGUGUUAAGUGAAUGAAAAAACAAGAGAGACGCAUUCUCAUACUAUCGUAUCCCCUUACGGUUGUAGGAUUUGGGAAAGGUCUAACGCGAAGUCGUAGAAAAGUAUCUGAAGCACAAGCAAGACGGGCGGGCUUCAGAAGGAGCGCACGGGAUGAAGCAGAAGGCACUCUUCGCAGGAUCAGGAGCGCAAAAGCGACGACGCGAUUACAACAGCAGCGAACUGCAGCACGAAACAAGACAAGGAAAGAUGGCGCGCGCGGUUGCCUCGGCUGGAGCAGCAGCAGUCAACCCGGAUGCUCAUGUUACUAUGGAGGACGAUGGACAGGGAGACUAUGGUAAGAAAAGAAUGACGCACGACGAAACGGGCUUGAAUUUCAACAAGAACAGCGCGCGCGAAGUGGAUAUGGAAGCCCCAAACUACCCGAACAAAAACUCAUCUUCGUCGGCGCAUCUUCUGAGAUAUGGCAUUACUCUGCGUUUUGCUGUCAUGGCAAGCUGCCCCGAAAAUUCUGCAGAGGCCUCAACGUCAGCAAGUAGCUUCACCCUGACCGUCGGAGAGGCAAAAACGUUCCUCGAUCCUUUAAGUUCAUGCCGUCUACUCGAGCGAAGACGCGCAGUACUUGGGUCUUUCGAAGGAAACGAAGCACCUCCAGAAGGUGUUAGCCUACAGCCAACCGGUCCACGAGCACGACAAAUGGAACUUCCAGCAAGUCCCAUCGUUUCACCUUCUAGGAGCGCUGGCCCUCGAGAUGGUCGCUGUAUUUCACCUUUUCGGAAAGCUCCUCCUGUAGAUCUGACAAAACUUCUUUGCGUCCGCUACACCAAGUGCAAACUCGUG